Molecule: messenger RNA, 2351 nt
Organism: Dendronephthya gigantea
Lineage: Eukaryota; Metazoa; Cnidaria; Anthozoa; Malacalcyonacea; Nephtheidae
Product: syntaxin-binding protein 1-like
Exons: 29
Coding region: 86-1825 (579 amino acids)
Biological process (GO): vesicle-mediated transport; intracellular protein transport
Cellular component (GO): secretory granule; plasma membrane
Molecular function (GO): syntaxin binding
Source: RefSeq, a predicted model, not a curated record
AAAACAUCAUUUUCAGUAUUUAAUCAAUAAAAUGUAAAAAACCUUUAUAUUUUGUCAAAAUUUAGAUACCAAAAAAACUACCAAGAUGUCUUUGAAGGAAGCAGUUGGGAAACGCAUUAUAGAGGAAGUUAUCAAGCCACUACAUGAACCCAAGAAAUGGAAGGUGUUAAUACUGGAUAACUUAAGCCUUAGGAUUGUUUCAUCUUGUUGCAAAAUGAGUGAUAUUAUGAGUGAAGGGAUAACCAUUGUUGAAGGUCUUAAGAAAUCUAGAGAACCUUUGCCUGCACUGGAGGCUAUUUACAUUUUAACACCAAUAGCAGAGUCUAUUGAUCUCCUUAUGAAUGACUUCCGUGAGGAUGAACAAGUAAAGUACCCAGCUGCACAUGUUUUUUUUACUGAAGUUUGCAAUGAUGAGCUAAUUAGCAAGUUAGCAAACUCUUACACAGCAAAAUUUAUUAAAACCAUGAAGGAAAUCAACAUGGCCUUUAUUCCUUACGAGUCCCAGGUCUUUUCUUUGGAUACUCCACAAGUUGUUAACACAUUUUACUUGGAGUCUGAGCAACAUAUUGCUGAUAUUGAGAAAGUUGCAGAGCAGUUGGCAACACUUUGUUCAACACUAGGAGAGUACCCCUCCAUCCGGUUCAGAGCUACAUGUCCUGGUUUAGGAGAGUUAGCACAUGCUUUACAGAACAGGCUCACAGCAUACAAGGCGGAGGAUCCGUCAAUGGGAGAGGGUUCUCAAAAACACCGUUCCCAAUUUCUACUUCUGGACAGAGGAUUUGACCCCGUCGCACCCUUGCUUCACGAACUCACCUUUCAGGCAAUGGCGUACGAUCUUUUGGACAUAAAAAAUGACGUUUUCACGUUUAUGUCUGGAGAUGAUGAGAAGUCUGUUGUGCUUGAUGAAUCGGAUAAACUUUGGGUUGAACUACGACAUAAACACAUCGCAGAUGUUUCCACCAAAGUGCCAGAAAAAGUAAAGAAGUUUGCAACGUCUAACAAGCUUAGUAAAGCAGGCGACAAGGCUGACAUGAGGGAUUUGAAACAAAUGCUGAAGCGGUUACCUCAAUAUCAGAAGGAGAUGAGCGGUCUGAACGUACAUUUCAUGUUGACAGAAGAAUGUAUGAAAAAAUACAAAAAGACUGCAGAAAAGAUAUGUCCCGUUGAACAGGACCUUGCAACUGGUGUUGAUAAUCUUGGCGAAAAAAUCAAAGAUCCAUUGAAGAAUAUCAAUCCGUUGUUGCUAGACAGUGGUGUGAGUGUCGCAGAUAAAAUCAGAAUAAUUCUUCUCUACAUCAUUGCAAAAGAUGGUAUCAGUGAGGAAAAUUUGCUUAAACUUUGCCAACAUGCUCAGAUUCCAUAUCGUGAACAGCAAAUUAUCCAUAACAUGGCCAAUAUUGGAGUCCUGAUUAAAGAAGGGAAUAUGAAGAAGAAGUCAAAACCUGAAAGGAAAGAAAGACCUCCUGAGACGUACCAGCUUUCAAGAUAUGUUCCAUUUGUUAAAGACUUGAUGGAGGAUUCCUUGCUAGAAAAGUUGAAUGAAAAGAUGUUCAAUUAUAUUCCAGUGGCAAGAGGAAGUGUUUCUUCCGGUUACAGCAGUGGCGUUGGGAAAAGCGCUCGUUAUGGCCAGUGGCAUAAGGGUCAGCAAAAUACGAGAAGUUGUCCUCGAUUGAUUGUGUUCAUCAUGGGGGGUGUCACAUAUUCAGAAAUGCGCACUGCUUAUGAGGUAAAAGCUGCGAACAAAGACUGGGACAUCAUUAUAGGUUCAACUCAUUUAAUCAGACCAGAAGACUUUCUCUCGAUGCUGCAGACACUGUCCGCAUAAGUGGACGACAUAAGGGCCAUAUAAUGCCAUUACUUAAUUGUACAAUAUUCGUAUUAUAACAUUCUCUGGGUGUUUAAUUCUUUCGUCAAUGAGGCAUUUUUUGGUAAACUUAUUUUAAAAACUGGAAAAACAAUAGCAAAUCAAAACGACAUUGUAAGUGUGUAACCACAGUAAAAUCAUAUUACUUUUUGUCAACGUUACGAAGAUUUAUUCUCUUGGUUCUCAGAUAUAUAGGUUUCGUCCUGAUGACAUGCACGGCUCUCCAGGCUGAUUGCUGGAAUAAACACUGCAGUGUAUCAAAAAAUGGUUUCAAUAAAUGUGCUAAACCUGUUUUUACUUUGUUUGCCACCGCCUCAUCCGUUUACUACGGUGGCCCGUACGUGCAAUUCAAUUCAUAAAACAAUUUAUUAGUGCAUAAACAAGUACCCUAAUACUCAUUACAUUAAUACUACUUACCCUAUUUAAAAUAAAAUCCUCUCCAAAGCUAAGCUAUUUUGUACUCAAUGCAAACCUAAAAUAUCGAAAU